GCCGUCGCGUUCGCCCGCCUCCGUGCCGGCCCCGCGUUCCGCACGCGCUCCGCACGCGCACCGCCCGCGCCCACACACGCGAACACGCCGCCGCCGCUCUCGCUCUCACACCGUGCAUGUGCUUCUGUGACGGCUUCUCAGUGCUUUGACGUGGAGGCUCGGGCCACCGGCGCCGCUGGGCCCGUGAUCGGCCCGGGCGGCGGCAUGGAGUCACCACAGAUGUAUGAUGCGGCCGCCGCACCGCCGCCACCGCCGCAGCCCGACCUCAAGAAGGUCGUGGAGGACAAGCGUGCACCCUUCCCGCCGCCGGACCUCGACGAGCUCAAUGGCCAGGAGAUCAGCCUCGACUUACAACACCUCAUCGAGGACCAGUUCCGGGGGGAGGAGACUAUGGCGCUGUUCCAGGAGAUCCUGCCUGGGGGACGGUCGCCGCAGCCGAGGUUCACGAGGACCACGCUGGCGUAUAUGCCGCAGCCGGUGCACUCCGGGGCGUCGUAUGCGCCGGUGCAGACCAGCUCAGGGCACGAGCAAGCGCCACCGAUCAAGGAGGAGCCUCCCGAGCCACAGGACUUCCGCCGCGCUGUGACGUGUGCGCAGUACACGGGACAAUACAACCCGCAGCCGCCAGUGGGUGUGAACAACCCUUACACGGGCAGCUUCACACCACUACCACCUCUUGGCGCGCCGCUGCUGCCUCCGCUAUUGAAACACAAGCCUCCGCCCUCGCGGCGAUCCUCAGGGAAAGUGAUAGACAAAGGAACAGAUGAGUACAGGAGGCGACGCGAGCGCAACAACAUCGCCGUGCGGAAGUCACGGGAAAAGGCGAAGGUGCGCUCACGCGAAGUCGAGGAGAAGGUGAAGACGCUGUUGAGAGAGAAAGAGGCUUUGCUUAAGAGGCUGGAGGCGGUGUCAGGGGAGCUGAGUCUGCACAAGCAGAUGUACGUGCACCUCAUCAACCUGAACCACCCGGAGAUCACGGAGUUGUGCCGCUCCAUGCUGCAGCUGGGAGCGCCGCACGCGCCGGACCACUCGCUCUGACCGGAGAUGGAGUCAAACGAGUGGGGCUAGGAGUGUCUCUCCGUGUGAUACAAUGUGCAUUAACUAACAAAAUAGUGAAUUCUCUGCAUAAGUUUAGUUAGAGAAAUUACUUGUGAUUUUUACUGUUUACUUUUAUAUAAAAUAUACACGGAUAGCAUAGAUAUAAAAUGUGACGUCAGAUUAAAAAAUACGAAGACUAUAUUUUCAUAAUAAAAUGGCGCCCGGGGUAUAUUCCUAAUUUUUUUGUUAGUAAAUUUCUUUUUUAAAUGCGAUAUUUUUUCUAUAUAAUAAAUACAUUUUCAUUUGUAUAUUUUUCUCAAUUUUAAACCGCAAAAAACUAGAAAAUUUAGGGAGAAAUAAUAUUCUUUUGCUGGUUUUUGGAACAUGACCUCGCAUUUCGAAAGCAACUCACGAUUAUUUUCCUGGGUAACUGGUGCCAAACACUUUUUGCUGUAUAUAAAUUAGGAGGAUGCAAAAAUGAAGAUUAUGAGGUUUUUUUUUUUUUUUGCAUAUU
Manduca sexta (tobacco hornworm) is the source of this 1552-nucleotide messenger RNA. It is a transcript of the gene C/EBP, whose product is annotated as CCAAT/enhancer-binding protein. Gene Ontology annotation, biological process: DNA-templated transcription; regulation of transcription by RNA polymerase II. Lineage: Eukaryota; Metazoa; Arthropoda; Insecta; Lepidoptera; Sphingidae. Gene Ontology annotation, molecular function: RNA polymerase II cis-regulatory region sequence-specific DNA binding; DNA-binding transcription factor activity, RNA polymerase II-specific. The record is from RefSeq and is a predicted model, not a curated record. Bases 205 to 1038 code for a protein of 277 amino acids. The transcript is spliced from 2 exons.